This is a messenger RNA of Glossina fuscipes, 1281 nucleotides long. RefSeq names its product signal transducer and activator of transcription C-like. Bases 15 to 656 code for a protein of 213 amino acids. The transcript has a single exon. NCBI's taxonomy places the organism in Eukaryota, Metazoa, Arthropoda, Insecta, Diptera, Glossinidae. The record is from RefSeq and is a predicted model, not a curated record.
GAUGACUAGAGGAUAUGAUGGUGGUUGCUACAGGGGCCUCUUCCAAUGGCUUACAACAACAACAACAACAUCAUCAUCAGCAUCAACAACUUAUCACCCAACAACAACAACAGCAGCAGCAGCAACACCAACAGCAUCAACAACAACAACAACAACAGCAGCAGCAGCAGCAGCAACAACAACAUCAUCGUCAAAUUAUCACCUCAACUUUGGCGCAGCACCAGCAACAAUUACAAAACAAUAAUACAACAAUUAUAGCCACAACUGGCAAUGGCUCUGCCACACCGUCCAAUCUUGAAGCAUUUUCUAAUAUAGCAACAGCUGCUCAAACACUUGAGUUGAGUUCGCUUAAUGCCGCUCAACUGGUCGGUGGUACGUUAACACACGACGGUAAUUUUGUAACUAUGGGUGGUGUGGUGGUGGGUCGUUUACAUCCAGCACCCGGUGUAGGUGGUACUAAUGGUCAUCAUUUAUUGCAACAACAAUUACGAAUACAAGCACCACAUUUAGGCGUAAUAAAAGUGGAGACAUCACCCAAUUCCACACCUGUCGAAUACAAUAACAAUAGUUCGCAUAACAUAAGUGGUAGUGGGGUAACCGGCAACAGCAGUAACAGUAACACCAGUACACAUCGCAGUAGCACAAACGAAGGAUGAGUCCCUGACUAUGAAAUGCUUUUGGAAUAUAUGCUCAAUGAGGAAUCCAGUACUAAUGACAAUUAGUUAUUAAAAAACAAAAACAACUAUCUGUUACUGUUAACUACGUAGAUAGAAUACUGGCUAUCGUCCCUAUCCACAUACUAUCUGCACAUCUUCAAGCACUCUAUUGUUAUUGAUUGUUGUUCAACAAUUGUUGUUGUUAGUUGUUGUUACAAUCGCAAAAUAAAUUAGUGGAAGAACUAUAACGAUAAUAAUUCCAAGCGCUAUUGUUAAUCAAUGUUGUCAGCUAUAAAGCAAGCAAGCAAGCAAGCAAGCAAGCAUGCGAGCAAAAGUGAACUGCAGCUCCAUAAAGAAAAAUAGAAAAAGCCCAUUAAAGUAUCCUAAAAACAAAUUGUGUUACUAAUGUUUAAGCAGCUAUCUAUCGUUGAAAACAUACACAUACUUCCACACAUAUACAUAUAUACACAAAUAUACAUACAUUUUGCACACAUCUACCAUAGUCUAUAAAUCAAAGCCAAUCUAAUCAUCACUACAACAUCAACGCCUUCACAUUUUCGAUCGUGGUGAAAUUUUUUGGGAGGCGACGAAAAAAACUCAAAUUACAAUGGAAAUAUAAACCAAU